AUGAGCAAACUUCUGGUUGUAUUUGGUGCCACCGGCCGCCAGGGUGGCUCCGUCAUUAAGUGCGUCCUCAGUGACCCGGUUCUCUCCAAGGAGUACAAGAUUCGAGGCGUCACGCGGGACCUAGGGAAGCCUGCUGUCCAGGCUCUACAGAACGAUGGCGUUGAGGUUGUAGUAGCUGAUGUGGACGACAAACCAUCCCUUGUGAAGGCCAUGCAAGGCGCACACGCUGUAUUUGGCGUUACAGUUACUGUCUACGACAAUCAGGCAAAGGAACGAGAAAUUCGUCAAGGAAAGGCACUAGCGGAUGCAGCAGUCGCUGCAGACGUAGAGUACUUGAUAUUCAGCUCGUUAGCCCACCCAGGCAGCAUCUCCGGCGGGAAAUACAAAAAUGUUAGUCACUUUGAGUCGAAGGCGGAGGUCGAACAGUAUAUCCGCGGGUUGCCAAUCAAGAGCGCCUUCUUCGCGCCCGGUUCGUUCAUGCAGAAUUUCAAGGAAACCAUGGCGCCCCAACCUACCGGUGAUGGCAACUUUGCGAUUUUCAACUGUAUCACGCCCCAGACACAACUUCCCCUCAUUGAUAUUGCUGAGGAUACGGGCAAAUGGGUAUCUGCAAUUCUCGCUGAGCCCGAGAAGUACGAAGGCAAGUACCUUGCAUGUGCGAUCAAACUCUAUUCAAUGGAAGAAAUCGCGGAGAUUAUCAGCAAGAUCUCAGGCAAGACUGUCAAAUAUAACCAGGUUCCCGAGAGUGUCUUCCGUGGUUUCCUACUGCCGCCAAUGGCUGAUGGUCUCGUUGAUAUGCUGUUAUAUUUUCAAGACUUUGGUUACUACGGUCCUAAGACUAAGGAACAGGUAGAAUGGGCUUCUCAGAAUGCUCGUGGGAAGUUGACCACAUUAGAGGAAUAUCUCACCAAGAACCCUCUUGCAUUAGCUUAA
This is a messenger RNA of Venustampulla echinocandica, 933 nucleotides long. Its product is annotated as NmrA family transcriptional regulator. Bases 1 to 933 code for a protein of 310 amino acids. NCBI's taxonomy places the organism in Eukaryota, Fungi, Ascomycota, Leotiomycetes, Helotiales, Pleuroascaceae. The record is from RefSeq and is a predicted model, not a curated record. The transcript is spliced from 2 exons.